Molecule: messenger RNA, 426 nt
Organism: Aphanomyces astaci
Lineage: Eukaryota; Oomycota; Saprolegniomycetes; Saprolegniales; Verrucalvaceae
Exons: 3
Coding region: 1-426 (141 amino acids)
Source: RefSeq, a predicted model, not a curated record
AUGGCGAGAUCGUGCUGCCAAUCAAUGUGUCUUUGUGCAAGGUGUUUCUCACGUACUCGUCAUACAAGCGAAAUCGUGCCAUCGUGGAACUGGUACCUCAACGGUUCAACUCCAAUGCUGCCAUCAGGGCGUUCUAGUGCCAUCAAGUACUUGUACACUGAGCGAUCCCAAACGUUAGAUCACGAACUCGAAACCAUGAUGAAUGAGUUCAGCGCUGGAUACAAGCGCAAAAUUGCCCAACUGCGAUCAACUGGGCAGCAUCGGUUGACCGAGGGCAAGUCGCCGAUAUUUGUCUCGGACAUCCUUGCUCUGGGUUUGUCCGUCUCUGAGCUGGGCAGUCAUUCGUUCCGAAAGGGUGUCGCCACAGAGCUGGCCAACUGCCCCGGGGGACCACAGGCUGUUUCGAUCUGGCUCCGAGCUGGAUGA